CAAACAUACUUUUUUUCGUCGUAUUUUAGCAAAGUUUUCGAAUUUGAAUAUUGCGUACGGAAACAAUUUUUUUUUGUCUGGCUGAUCUCAUAAGCCGACUGGGCUUUUUUAUUCAGAAAAUUACUUUUACUAACCUUUUUUAUAUAAAGUGAAAUUUACAUCUGGUUUUGAAAAAAAUAAGUGAAACUGAAUAAAGUAUUGAAUAUCUGUGAUACUUAAAAUACGAGGACAUCCUUGAAGGGUAAAUCGAUUGGACAACGCCCGGAAUUGGAUAACACCAGUACUUCUUCCCUCCAGGCAGAACGUUGCUAUUGUCGGCGGAGCUGAUAAACUAAUGGCGCCACAAAAUUCAACUUUACCGCAUGAAAACAACAUUGCAGGACUAUCAACUCCAACUUUAGCAUCAGCGUCACGACAGUCAAACUUUCGAAAGGAUGGUAACGAUGACGUGCAGCGCGAUAUAAAAUCGAUAUCAAACCAGUCCAUUAACAUUCAGAUGAAGGACAAAGAUGAAGAGGAAAUUCCAAUUUGGAUAUGCGGUGAACCAAGAUUCAUAUCAGGAAUAGCAAAUAGAACGACGUGUAAUGAUGUUAUUCGAGCACUUAUUGAAGACGAAGUCCGUUAUAUCGAUAAUACUGAUGACGCGAUCUAUGUAUCGCGUGAUUUCCGUGAUUACGUGAUUACGGAGAAAUGGCGUGACAUAGAGCAAGCAUUGCCUGGCGAUACAUUCAUCUUGCCCAUUUGGAGUGAAUGGGGUGUAGCACAGAAUGAGGUGAACUUCAAAUUGAAAAUCAAUAAAAUGAAGGCUGAGGUCUCACGCUGCACCAACAACGAGGAUACUAAAGUGGAAAGACCAUACAAAGAGAAGAAAAAAAGUGCAAUAUCGAAGUUAAUUCAAAGAGUUAUAAAGCAAGGGGAGGCCAUUCAUAAUCAGCUUUCAAAUUAUAGAUUGAAUUCCUCAUUCAGUCAUCGUUCGUCUAGGCGGUAUGAAAACAGGAGGAAAUCUCAAACAAGUACAUUGCCAAGAAAUUGUCAUCUUCAACCUCCAACAUAUUUAGAUUCACCUAAAACAGAUGAUAACCACACGGACGACGAAAUUUUGAUUGUUUUACAUCCAAACGAUGACGACAAAGACAGUGGGAUUAACAUACAUCCAGGGCUCUCAAAGGACAUACGAAUCGAGCCAGAGCUUGACUCUAUCUCUGAAAUAUUCGCGGCUCAUGGACUGAAUGACACCCUCCGCUUUCCAUAUCCCAACUUGAACCGAUUGGCUAAGCAUGAGUUUGUGUCUUCCACUCCACAUUCUACUAGUAGACGGCGAAAAUCAUUACAAUUCAACAUAAUCCGAAAUGAAAUCGUCGAAACAACGCAAGGAAUAGAGGACUUACUGCAGCAUGAAAAGUACUUGACGAAACACUUAACCAGAAAGCGCGAUAAGUAUCGAGCUCAGAAUGAACUUUAUCGAACAAAAGCGGGGCCAGACGUCUGCAUUGACGAAAUUCAGGAGAACCUCGCAACUUAUGGGAAGCAGAUCGUAGAACAUGAAUUAGAUUUAUAUAAGAUCAAAAAGGAGAUUCAACGCAAGUGCGCGGUCUUGAAUAAUCUUAAACGGAUGGUAAUAGGGGAGGAUGCAGCAAAUUACCGAAGUUUACGGUAUGGUAAAAGUGAUCGCCGAGUUGCAAGUAGGAGAAGUGGUUUACAACGUAAAAAUCUCGAAUUUGUUGAUAAUAUUUUUGAAUUCUGCGAUAAUAAUGAAAGCAUUAUUGUGUAAUGUAUUGAUUAAUUUAUAAUAAGAUAU
Molecule: messenger RNA, 1798 nt
Organism: Hermetia illucens (black soldier fly)
Lineage: Eukaryota; Metazoa; Arthropoda; Insecta; Diptera; Stratiomyidae
Gene: meru
Exons: 8
Coding region: 335-1771 (478 amino acids)
Source: RefSeq, a predicted model, not a curated record